Messenger RNA from Contarinia nasturtii (swede midge), 2655 nucleotides. RefSeq names its product mucin-2 (gene js). The transcript is spliced from 7 exons. Bases 479 to 2341 code for a protein of 620 amino acids. Gene Ontology annotation, molecular function: chitin binding. The record is from RefSeq and is a predicted model, not a curated record. NCBI's taxonomy places the organism in Eukaryota, Metazoa, Arthropoda, Insecta, Diptera, Cecidomyiidae. Gene Ontology annotation, cellular component: extracellular region.
UGUGUGUUCGGUACAGCAAAACGAUCAUCAGUUUUUCAUAGAUCUUCGAUCUGAUCAAACGUGCAAUUUACCACUCUCGUUCGCUCAAUUAGUUACCGUUUCUAUUUUUCUCAGCAGUUUAUUUGAUUUUUUGAGUCGCGUUCCGUGGGUUCUCACUUAUGCAAUUUUCAAUUUCGAACAAUCAAGUGCUUUGUUAGUGUUGUGUAUUUUCACAAUUUUUGGACAGACGAAACAUUCUAAUUUUCUUUUACAACACCAGCUGACUGCAGUGAACUUCUACUUUUACAUCAAUUUCACAAAAGUGUGACUGUAACUUGUACGUGAUUUCUUGAUGGUAAAUCAAACGUAAGACCGAUAAGUUUGCGGUUUGAAAUCGGAAAGAUUGACGAUUAAAAUCGGUGCGAUUAUUGAAUACACAAAUUGAAUUUGUGAAUUCAAACCGGGUAUCUGGUGUUGGAUUCGAUCUCAUUGGAAAAAAAUGAGUUCAAAAUCGAUUCGCACGAAGGUGCUAACAAUUGGGUUGCAGCUUUUACUGGUCGUCAUUGUCGCCGGACAGAAUUCACUAUUUAGCAAUCCAAGUCAAAUACCAAAAACAAACUUUAAUUGCAAGGGAAGACCCGCUGGAUACUAUGCAGACGUUCAAGCAGGUUGUCAGAUUUAUCAUAUGUGCGAUGGACUAGGACGACAAUUCAGCUAUUCGUGCCCAAACACAACGCUUUUUCAACAGAGAAUGCUCAUUUGCGAUCAUUGGUACAUGGUGAACUGUUCGAAAGCCGAAAGCGAUUACGAUGCUAAUUUAUUGAUCGGUCAACGAGACAAACCGUUUGUUCGUGACGAUGAACAUGAUGUCCGAACACCUCGUCCCGAUUUAUUUGAUAGGCCUGGUAAUGAUAUUGCUGGCGAGUCAUUUAGAAAGGCAAUAUCACCGCUAUUGAACUCGAUUCAAAGUUACGAAAAGCGGCCGGCGAUCCUUCAUAAAGCUGCAUCAUCAUCAUCUCCAGUUGUUGUUGAAAAUCGUAACGAAAAGCCUUUUGUUCUACCCGGUCGUUGGAAUACCAUUCAAACAACAUCGGCACCAAUAACAACGACCCAGCGUUCAAAUUUCCAAUCAUUCAAUCACUUCGACACCAAUGCACCCAGUUUUUCGGGUGGAAAUGAUUUGAAAACGUCAUCAAGUCAAGACAGUCGUCGAACGCAAAACGAAAACGUUUUCGAAAGUGAUGAAAAGCCAGCUCAGAAACCGACCGUAAAACCGUUGGUCAUUGAGUUCCAACCACCGUUUUUGAAUCCAAUUUUCAACACAACUGUCACAACAACAACGACAAAAAGUCCACAGUUCACUCGUCCAUUGCCAACGACUCCGGCGUUCACCCAGACCACUGUGAAUUCAAUUCCACCACGUCCACUAACACCAACCGAGGAUCGAACUCGGCCGAAUCAAAUCCAAUCGGCUAGUUCCGGUGUAAGUAAUUUCGGUGAUCGUUUAAAAACGUCAACUGCCACACCAAUAACAUCGACCCCAAGUGUGGUGUCGGCUCCAAGUGACGGUGGUACAAAAUUAAAAGAACCACCGACAGUAUUAUUGCCACCAUACGAAAACCCAUUGUUCGGUACACCAACUCAAGGUCCACCAAUUUAUCGUGAAUGGCAAUUACCUGCGGCUGAUUUACAGCCACCGUUCGAUGAAAAUAAAAGCAAUGGUGCCAUUACAAUAUCAAGUGAUGAAAAUCAAAUUCCCGUAAUACCACCGCACACAACACAGUCUGGACCAUCAUCAUUUUCGGACAAAGAUUUGGUGCCGCCGCUAUUCGAAUCAUUCAGCAAUAUAAAAUUGCCAUCACUUUCUUUAAAACCGCCAGUCUAUUCACCGUUGCCAGUAUUCAAUGACACAAACACAUCACGAACAUCAAAUCAUACAUUUCCAUCGUUAACAGCAAUAAAUAAUGCAAAUACAUUUGCACAAGCUACCGAUAAAUCGCAAACACAACGCUCCGUCACAACAAUACCGUCGGCGAUCAAUUCCAUUUCAACAAAACGAAAUAGCGAAACCACAACACGAAAAGAGCUCAAUUAUUUGGAAUUGAAAAAACAGUUUUCGGUGCCCGAAUUUACGUUCCCAUUGGAAAAUAUUGAACGGCCAAGUUAUACGGAAAAUAAUGCGGUAAAUUCAUUUCAAAUUAAAAUACCCGAUGAUGUGGCCCAAAGUCAAGAGCUAAUCAGCGAUGGUAGUUCGAAUGAAGUGCAACGAAAACCAUGGUACGGUGAAAAUGCCAAAUGUCCGGAAUGUCAUCCAUCAUUUUUAAAACCCGGCACAUGCGAACCAUGCAUUAAAAUUCGAUGAAAAAAUUAACACAAAUGAAAAAAACACCGUUGCGAUAAAAAUCGUAUUGGGAAUACUGCUUUCACAUACACUCAGUGCAUACAUAGUUACGUCUUUAGCUCUUUCUUUUUAAUUUUAUUCCAUAGGUUUAAGGAAUUUACAUUAGGGCGCCAAAAUCAUUCUCUUGCCUGUCAAACAGACAGAGUCCAUCCUCUACCGUCUCACACUGUUUUUUUUUUGUUUGUAUUAAAACACAUAAUUUAGUGUUUGCCUUUCGCUAUUUCUAUUUUUGGUUUUAUUUUUUGUUUUAACAUUCUUUCGUUUUUAAAUAUUUA